Ostrea edulis (European flat oyster) is the source of this 528-nucleotide messenger RNA. RefSeq lists its product as uncharacterized. Bases 63 to 467 code for a protein of 134 amino acids. NCBI's taxonomy places the organism in Eukaryota, Metazoa, Mollusca, Bivalvia, Ostreida, Ostreidae. The transcript is spliced from 5 exons. The record is from RefSeq and is a predicted model, not a curated record.
ACGAAAAAUGGGAUAUUGCAAAGCAGCAAUUUUCCACUGGAGAAUUUUAUGUAAGCGGAACAAUGAUGCUUAACGGAACGCCCCUGUUGAUUUUGUUGUUGACCACAUCGAUAUAUGUAACCAAUGCCCGGAUGUUCAGCUGUGCGUGUCCCACAAUCCGUACAUUUGAUCAAGCCGCCUGUAACUCUGACUACGCUGUGGUUGCAAUGGUGACUGAAGACCCAACGACUAAAAACAAAUACAAUCUGGGCGUAAUAAGGAACUUCAAGAGUGGGACGGCGCCGACUGAAGUGUACAGUAGAUAUGCUAUGGAAUGUGUUAAAGAACUGAAAAGUGGAAAACUCUACGCUCUCGCAGGUUCCAUUCAGAACGGCAAGGCGCUGCUAAGCUUAUGUGAUUUUUCAUUUGAAAUUGGUAAUGGAGUGCUUCCUCCACCCACUCCAGACUGUUCGUCUAUUUCAGCCUGAUUGUAUUCACUCAUCGCUCUGCACUGAAUAAAAAAAUUUCUUGAAAUUCUCUAGACUACAA